Molecule: messenger RNA, 948 nt
Organism: Symbiodinium sp. CCMP2592
Lineage: Eukaryota; Dinophyceae; Suessiales; Symbiodiniaceae
Source: the annotation of a GenBank genome assembly
AUGAGCAACGGUGGGAAAGGGGGCAAGCCAAAUGAGAAGGUCAAGCUAGCUGAGAAUGUGUCCCAGUCCCUGACCGAUUUGAACCAGCACUACCAGGACCUGACAAACCUUCAGGCGAAUGUCGCCACUGAAAGUAAGGCGGACGAGGUUCAGAGGCUUAAGAAGCAGGCUCUGCAAAUCUUUAUCAAGUGCACCAAGACAGAUCUUUCCUUGAACAACUGGGAGCAUCAAGGCAGGAGCCACUGCGAAGCCCAGUGCCAAAGCAUCUACGAAGCGGACAGCGCCAAAGGCGAAGUCUGGAACCCCGGCCAAGCCGGCAAGCAAGAGGAGAAGGGCCUUGAUGUUGAAUGUGCAGACAUCCAGAUAGGUCCUGGCACCAGCGAUGGUGAGUCGUCCGAAGAUGACUUGCUUGAUGAGCUCCUCAUGGGCUUGGCGUCUGGAAUGCGGGAUCCGAUGCUGAAAAAGCUUGCAAAAUGUGCCCGAGCCAAAGAUGAAGCCAAUGUGUGCCGCAACCUACACCGGCUGUUAACACACAAAGAGUUUACACUUCAAGUUCAUAUCAGCUGGUGCGACAUUGACAUCAAGCACGCCACGAAGCGCAGGGAACUAAACAAGGUUCCAUGGCCAGUCAUUCGGCUGUCAAGCUGGGUGCGGUAUAUCUUGGAAAUACAGGGAGGUCAACUUUUGUUGGCGGGCCACUCGACCAUUCAGCCCGACUUAUGGGAGCCUGUUCUGGAACGAUUCUGGAACCUCUAUGAAGGGGUAGACCCUGGUCACAUUGUAUACCAGCUGGGCUUAAACCGCCGACGAACCCUGCCUUUCAUGGUUCACGGUGAUGAAGGCCGUGGCAGGAUGAAGCAACCUCUGUUGGUAGUGGCUUUUCAGGGUGUUUUGUCCCAUCUCGGUAUGGACCGACUCAACCAAAGUGGGUGGCUUUGUUUAAUUUAA